Messenger RNA from Penicillium manginii, 759 nucleotides. Its product is annotated as SDR family NAD(P)-dependent oxidoreductase. The transcript has 2 exons. The record is from RefSeq and is a predicted model, not a curated record. Lineage: Eukaryota; Fungi; Ascomycota; Eurotiomycetes; Eurotiales; Aspergillaceae. Gene Ontology annotation, molecular function: oxidoreductase activity. The coding region runs from base 1 to 759 and encodes 252 amino acids.
AUGGCGUCUAUCGCUGGCAAGGUUUUUGUUAUCAUGGGGAGUGCUUCUGGAAUGGGCUUAGCCACAGCAAAAACUUUGCUAGCCCGCGGCGCACUCUUGGGACUAUGUGAUCUGAGCCAAGACGGUCUUUCAAAGUUCACUACCAAGCUCAGUGAAGAGCAGAAAGCCAGGGUUAUCACCCUAACUGUCGAUAUUACGAGUCGUUCAUCUGUUGCAUCAUUCCUGUGCUUGACGAAGGAAAAAUUCGGCAAAAUUGAUGGGAUUGCAAAUCUUGCUGGAACCGCGGGCCAUAAACUUGGACACCAUGAAAUAUGGGAGAUUGACGACGAAGAAUAUGAUUUCAUCAUGGCUGCCAACGUUAGAGGUGUCUUCAACGUCCUCAGCGAGGCAUUGAAGCCAGGGAUUCUGCAAGAGCCGGGAAGCAUUGUCCACGUGGCGAGCAUGUUCGCCGAACGGGGCUUUUCAAAAGGGUCGGUUUACAGUACUAGCAAGCAUGCGGGUGUGGGUAUGGCUAAGAGCGCCGCGCUCGAGGCUGGCAAAAGGGGGAUCAGAGUCAAUGUUGUGAUGCCCGGCCCCAUUGACACACCCAUGCUUCGUGCAAACGAAGAGAGUGGCGCCGAAGGAACUGAUCCUGCUGUACCGCUGGGGCGGCUAGGAGAAGCACCAGAGGUUGCAAAUGUUGUCGCAUUUCUUUUGAGUGAUGAAGCUAGUUAUGUCACGGGGGUGACUUGGGCCGUUGAUGGGGGAGCGAAUGCUUGA